Molecule: messenger RNA, 1540 nt
Organism: Rhododendron vialii
Lineage: Eukaryota; Viridiplantae; Streptophyta; Magnoliopsida; Ericales; Ericaceae
Product: glutathione S-transferase U17-like
Exons: 2
Coding region: 636-1328 (230 amino acids)
Biological process (GO): glutathione metabolic process
Cellular component (GO): cytoplasm
Molecular function (GO): glutathione transferase activity
Source: RefSeq, a predicted model, not a curated record
UAUAGGGCUUGUGAUUCAGUGAAUCAGGGGAUUGUGAUCCCUUCAUUGGAGCCCAUCCCUUCCGAGAUUGAUGGAGAGGAUUUAUGCAGGAUUCCAUGGAUUUGAUAAGGAUCCCCAACGGUUCAAAGUCUGGCCAGUCCCUGCUCCGCCGUUGCCUUGCUUCGAGCGGGCUGAACUUGCCAAUCAGGACAGAUUGAUGGAGAGGAUUUAUGCAGGAUUCCAUGGAUUUGAUAAGGAUCCCCAACGGUUCAAAGUCUGGCCAGUCCCUGCUCCGCCGUUGCCUUGCUUCAAGCGGGCUGAACUUGCCAAUCAGGACACGUGUUGGCGGUGUUGCCCAGGCAGCCGAAUCAUAUUGAGUCCUCAUCAGUUACCAUUUCUUUUUCUUUUCUUUUUGUCCAUCACUGUGCCUUGAAUAAAGAAUAGCUCCCACCUACCUCCACCUCAUGUUCACAGGUGUGAGGUGAAAUUAGAUAGGUAAAAAUAAGCUCCAUCUACCUUCACCCCGUGCUCCAACCUAACCUUCUACUACGUAAUGCCAACAAUUACAGAUACCAUUUUUUCUUCUUUGAUCCUUCUAUACAAUCCUAGUCUAUAUAACUCAAUACCCACAAGCCCCUAUUGUUACAGAAGCUGCAAUGACGAAAAGAGACAUAAAGCUUCUAGGUUUACGGCCAAGCCCAUACGUGCAUCGAGUCCAGUAUGCACUCAACCUAAAGUCCAUCGACUACGAAUUCCUUGAAGAGAAAUUCGGUUCCAAAACUGAUCUCCUCCUUCAAUCCAAUCCUAUUCACAAGAAAGUCCCAGUUCUAAUCCACGCUGGAAAACCCCUAUGCGAGUCUCUCAUCAUUUUGCAAUACAUUGACGAGACCUGGACCUCUACUCCGCCCAUACUUCCUUCUGAUCCCUAUGAUAGAGCUAUUGCCCGAUUCUGGGCAGCCUAUAUCGACGAUAAGUGGUAUCCGUCCCUCAAAGAGAUUAGGAUGACACAUGAAGAGGAAGCGAAAUUGGCAGCUAUAGAGCGAGUGGUGGAAGGAUUAGCAUUAUUGGAGGAGGCAUUUGAGAAGUGUAGCAAGGGAAAGAGUUUCUUUGGUGGGGAUAGCAUUGGGUACCUCGAUAUAGCAUUUGGGUGCUUCUUGGGGUGGCUGAGGGCGACGGAGAAGAUAGCCGAUGUGAAACUUCUUGAUGAAGCCAAGAUGCCGGGCCUGGUGGGAUGGGCUCAGAGGUUCUGUUCAGAUGAUGCUGUCAAGGAUGUUAUGCCUAAAACUGACAUGCUUGUUGAGAUAGCCAAGAUACUUCGAGGCAUGUCCAAAGCCCCAACUCCCAAAUAAAGCUUACCUAUUACUCUAGAACCAGAGGUAGCUAGAUCAUAAGUUGUGAGGCCCUUCUUAGAAAAAUGAUUCCAAUUCUCCAUUUCGUAUUAUGUCGAGUUAGUUGGUAAUAAAAUGUGUUCUGUUGUAAUAGUACUAAGAGAGAGCUCUCAUGUAUAAUUACCCAAAUUAAAAUUUGAGAUAGACAAUGAAGGGUUGUUUGAGAUCGACAA